AUGUCUACUUCUACACUAAGAGUAGACGUGUCACAAAAUGGUUACAUCAGGAAUGCUGACUCAUCUAGCAGCAUGGCCGAGUUGGAAGCAUACGAUUUUUCAAGAUUCCCAAAUCGUCCCCGAAGUCUGAAUCUUGAAAAACAGAAAUCAUGUGAUGAAAGGUCUCUUUCAGAUUUGCCAUUGGGAUUAUCACCUCAUCCUCCUUCCCGGGCCGAUACCUUCUAUCGAGCUUUUGACCACUUGGUUGGUGUUUCGUCACCUUGCAAGAGAUCCGGUUUUAAUACACCGAAUUCACAGUUUGGAUAUGGGCAGAAUAUAUAUGAGACUCACCCCAUGGUGGCUGAGGCUUGGGACAAUAUAAGAAGGUCGAUGGUUUACUUUCGUGGCCGGCCAGUUGGGACUAUAGCUGCUCUAGACAACUCGGAUGAAAAACUUAAUUAUGAUCAGGUAUUUGUGAGAGAUUUUGUUCCUAGUGCAUUGGCUUUUCUUAUGAAUGGCGAACCCGAAAUCGUGAAGAAUUUUCUCUUAAAAACUCUUCGCCUUCAGUCAUGGGAAAAGAAAAUCGACCGAUUCCAGUUGGGUGAAGGUGUUAUGCCAGCCAGUUUCAAAGUGUUGCACGACCCAGUAAGGAAUACCGAGACACUAUUGGCCGAUUUUGGCGAGAGUGCAAUAGGUCGAGUGGCCCCUGUUGAUUCGGGAUUCUGGUGGAUUAUUUUACUAAGGGCGUAUACAAAAUCAACUGGGGACGCCUCUUUAGCCGAGAUGCCUGACUGCCAAAAGGGCAUGAGGCUGAUUCUCAGUUUAUGCCUCUCGGAAGGGUUCGACACAUUUCCAACGCUUCUUUGUGCUGAUGGGUGCUGUAUGAUUGAUCGAAGGAUGGUGAGCUUUUACCUUCUUUUUUUCUUUUGUUUUGGAUUGAUAGGUUUGUUGGUAUAUAAACGUAUAGUUAAACGCCUUCACGCCUUGAGCUACCACAUGCGGAGCUACUUCUGGCUCGACCUCAAGCAGCUCAACGAUAUCUACCGAUACAAGACAGAGGAAUAUUCCCACACUGCAGUCAACAAGUUCAACGUCAUGCCCGAUUCGCUCCCCGAGUGGGUAUUUGAUUUCAUGCCCCUUCACGGGGGCUACUUUAUCGGGAAUGUGGGGCCCUCAAAGAUGGAUUUUCGAUGGUUCUGCUUGGGGAACUGUGUAGCAAUCCUCUCGUCUCUUGCUACGCACGAGCAAUCGGUAGCGAUUAUGGACUUGAUAGAGUCGAGGUGGGAGGAGUUGGUGGGGGAUAUGCCGCUAAAGGUUUGCUACCCGGCAAUCGAGAAUCAUGAGUGGCGGAUCGUGACUGGCUGUGACCCGAAGAACACGAGGUGGAGUUAUCAUAAUGGCGGAUCGUGGCCGGUACUUUUAUGGCUCCUAACAGCCGCGUGCAUCAAAACUGGGAGGCCCCAAAUUGCGAGGCGAGCCAUCGAACUUGCCGAGAGCAGACUUUCGAAAGACGGUUGGCCCGAAUAUUACGAUGGGAAGCUGGGCCGGUUUAUCGGGAAGCAGGCUCGGAAAAACCAGACUUGGUCAAUCGCGGGCUAUCUUGUGGCGAAGAUGUUGAUUGAGGAUCCUUCGCAUUUAGGUAUGAUCGCUAUCGAGGAGGAUAAGAACCUGAAGCCCGUUUUGAAGCGAUCCGCUUCUUGGACCUUUUGA
Messenger RNA from Striga hermonthica, 1689 nucleotides. The record is from the annotation of a GenBank genome assembly. Lineage: Eukaryota; Viridiplantae; Streptophyta; Magnoliopsida; Lamiales; Orobanchaceae.